CAACAUACCCGAACAAAGUGGGGGCUACCAGUCCCUCCUCCCUCGUACCUUGAUCCCACUUCCCUGUUCCCUCCAUCUUUGUUUUCGGGUUCACAAAUUUACAAUUUCACGUCUGCUCGCCCUUCUCCACUGACGGCCGGCCACCGCACCAUCAAACUCGUCUCUGUCUGCUGACCACCAGAUACUGGAACCCACGCCUCGCCCCAACAAUUUCUAAAAAUUCGAAUGAGAAUUUUCAGGAGAUGUUGAAAAGGCUUAGGAAUUGACAAAUUGUAGCCACAGAAUUCUGGAUUUCUGCUUUACAGAUGGAGGUGGGCAGCAUUGAUCAUGAGUUAGAUUAUUCUUGUUCUACUGGAACUGAUGAAGACAAUGCAGACGAAGUGAAAGUAAGAUGCUGGGAUCAAAGAGAAGCUGAACCAGGAGAACCUUGUUGUGCCAUUUGUGGUCGCUAUGGGGAGUACAUUUGUGAUGAGACAGAUGAUGAUAUUUGCAGCUUGCAGUGUAAAAAGAUACUUCUGGAAAGAAUUGCCAAGUCAAAGUUUCCCUCCUCACUUCCUGUUCAGAAACGAUUACCUACUAGUGAUGAAUGCUUCUAUGUGAGAGAUACUGAAAGAGGGUCAAGCUCUCGUCUGCUCUCUGAUGAAGAAACUGCACUACUGAGAGAGAGACUUCAUAUUUCUGUUAGAUGUGGCUCUGUCCUUCCACCUGUUUUGUCAUUUUCUUCUUGUGACCUUCCAGUGAAGCUCCUUCAGAACAUUGAGUCCAUGGAAUUCGAACUGCCAACACCAGUCCAAAUGCAAGCUAUACCAGCUGCUUUAAAUGGGAACAGUCUUCUUGUUUCAGCUGAGACCGGAUCUGGCAAAACUGCUUCAUAUCUGAUCCCAAUUAUCACUCGUUGCGCGAAUUUUUCUCGUGGUCAAUUGAACAAGAGAAAGCCAUUGGCAAUGGUUCUUACACCAACUAGGGAGCUGUGUGUGCAAGUUGAGGAAGAAGCAAAGUUACUUGGAAAGGGUUUGCCAUUUAAGACUGCACUUGUGAUUGGUGGUGAUGCUAUGGCCGGCCAGGUCUACCGCAUCCAACAAGGUGUGGAACUGAUUGUUGGAACUCCUGGAAGGCUGAUUGAUCUGUUAACUAAGCACGAUAUUGAGUUAGAUAGUAUAUCCAUGUUUGUGGUUGAUGAAGUUGACUGUAUGCUUCAGAGAGGCUUCCGUGAUCAGGUGAUGCAGCUCUUUAGGGCUCUUUCAUGUCCCCAGGUUCUUAUGUUUUCUGCCACAUUAUCUGCUGAAGUUGAGAAGAUGUCACACUCAAUGGCAAAAGCUUUGGCGGUUGUCUUUGUUGGAAAGCCAAAUAAGGCAAACCUUGCUGUAAAGCAGAUAGCUAUAUGGGUGGAGUCGAAACACAAAAAGCAAAAGCUUUUUGACAUACUGAUGAGCAAGCAGCAUUAUAGGCCACCAGUGGUUGUGUUUGUGGCUUCAAGGCUGGGGGCAGAUCUCUUAGCUGAGGCAAUUAACAUUACAACGAGAGUCAAAGCUCUCUCUAUCCAUGGUGAAAAGUCCAUGAGUGAAAGGAGAGAGAUUAUAAGGUGUUUUUUGAUGGGUGAAGUAUCUGUGCUAGUAGCAACUGGUUUAUUGGGCCGUGGAGUGGACCUCGUGAGCGUGAGGCAGGUUAUAGUGUUUGACAUGCCAAAUUCGAUGAAGGAGUACAUCCACUUGAUUGGCAGGGCCUCUCGUCGUGGAGAGGAGGGUAAUGCAAUUGUGUUCAUAAAUGAGGAGAACAAGAAAGUGUUCCCGGAAUUGGUUGACGUAUUGAAAUCAUCUAGAGCUGCUGUCCCGAAGGAGCUUGCUAAUUCAAGGUUCACAACAUAUCUUGUUUCCAUGAGUAAGAGCCGGAAGAAAAGGAAACAUGGUGCUUGAGACUUGUAUAUCUGGUCCCACGAUGGACAUCCUCAAAAUUCUACUAAUCUACUUACAACGAGUCCUAGUGGCUGAGAUGCAACAUUGGGCCGGGUGCUGGCCAGAGGUACAUUGAUAAUGUGGUACCCUGAUUGCUUGGGCUUCCUAGUCUUCCUACUAUGCAAUUUUGCAAGGAAAAAUCCACUGAUUCUAAAGUUCUAAUGAACGUUUUUCGAAAGGGAACAAAGUCCAAGGCCUAAGGCCUUCAAGAAGUAGAACUUCUUUCUCCUCCCCUGGAUCAAUAUAACCAAAGAUACCCACCAGAAUUCCAGAUUGCAUAUUUGGGUAUCAGAGAUAGAAGGGCGGCUGAGUUUAUUGUUCUACUUGAUGAUGCUCUUAAAAGUCUUGAUCAGGCAGUCACAUUUUUUUUUUUUUUUUUUUGUGAAGUGGGCUGGUACCCAGUUGAGAGGUCAGUAGGACUCGUCCGCAGGACACUGCCUCAGAAGCUCUGGAUGGAAGUACUACUGUACUAAACCUUCUGCCAUCGAUCACAAUGGCUCGGAUGUGUGCAUACUUCUUUGGGAUAGAAAAUGUUGUUAUAUUCCUAAAUUACAAAUCAAUUAUGCUGAGAAUUUGAAUCAUACUUCUACUCCAAUAAAUUGGUGGAGAGGGGAUGUAAAAGAGAAACAAUAAAAAAACAACUAUUGCUGUGGAUAAUAUAGUGAAAGCAUAGUAUAUUCUUGAUCAUGAACAGGUUGAGAUAAUGUGACUUAUUACUUGUUGAUGGAGUAUCAUAUGACAAAGAGAAGGUUAUAAUGUUCUAA
This is a messenger RNA of Beta vulgaris subsp. vulgaris (sugar beet), 2716 nucleotides long. Its product is annotated as DEAD-box ATP-dependent RNA helicase 41. Gene Ontology annotation, molecular function: ATP binding; RNA binding; RNA helicase activity. NCBI's taxonomy places the organism in Eukaryota, Viridiplantae, Streptophyta, Magnoliopsida, Caryophyllales, Amaranthaceae. The coding region runs from base 306 to 1913 and encodes 535 amino acids. The transcript is spliced from 3 exons. The record is from RefSeq and is a predicted model, not a curated record.